This is a messenger RNA of Calypte anna (Anna's hummingbird), 2404 nucleotides long. RefSeq names its product TGFB induced factor homeobox 2 (gene TGIF2). NCBI's taxonomy places the organism in Eukaryota, Metazoa, Chordata, Aves, Apodiformes, Trochilidae. Gene Ontology annotation, molecular function: DNA-binding transcription factor activity, RNA polymerase II-specific; RNA polymerase II cis-regulatory region sequence-specific DNA binding. Gene Ontology annotation, biological process: regulation of transcription by RNA polymerase II. Bases 118 to 891 code for a protein of 257 amino acids. The record is from RefSeq and is a predicted model, not a curated record. The transcript has 3 exons.
GGGCUCCCUCCCGCCUAGCAGCGUGUCCGGGAGCCGGGGCAGAGCUCGUCCCCGCUCCGGACGGGGUUGCCGCCACCGCCAGGCUUUAACCAGGAGAGCUCAGCAGGCAGCUCCACCAUGUCGGAUAGUGACCUCGGGGAGGACGACAGCGCCACGUCCCCCGACCCCUCGCAGGCCAGCAAGAGGAAGAGAAGGGGCAAUCUCCCCAAGGAGUCUGUGAAGAUCCUCCGGGACUGGCUGUACGAGCACCGCUUCAAUGCCUACCCCUCGGAGCAGGAGAAGCUCAGCCUCUCGGGGCAGACCAGCCUCUCGGUGCUGCAGAUCUGCAACUGGUUCAUCAAUGCCAGGAGGCGGCUGCUGCCCGACAUGCUGCGCAAGGAUGGGAAGGACCCCAACCAAUUCACCAUCUCCCGUCGUGGGGGCAAAACUGGAGAUGUGGCCCUGCCUCGGGGGGCUGCUGCCAGCUCUGGGGUGCUGGUGGUACCUCCUACGGGGGCCUCCAAGGUGCUGUCCAUGUCCGUGUGCCCGCAGGUACUGUGCCACCCAGCCCAGGCGCUGGGCAGCAACCUGACGGUGGUGAGCGCCCGCAGCCCUGAGUGGGAGAAGCCCCCCGGCCUGCCACGAGCAGAGCUGGACCCUGCCCCCAGGGCACCACUGGGUGCCCCUGGCAGCACCAUGACAGUGCUGGCCCGGGCUGAGGCAGCCAGCCCCACCAGUGGACUCUUCAACACGCCGCCCCCCACACCCCCUGAGCUCUUUGGAGACGACUUCAGCAGCUUCCAGCUGCUGGUGGAGGUGGCCCUGCAGAAGGCAGCUGAGCUGGAGUCACAGCGACAGGGUGGGCAGCUGCCCCUCUCGCCCCAGACUGAGCACCUGGGAGCCUCCAAAUAACCCCCUGGGCUGUGUCCCACGGGGGGACCUUCUUUGAGGGGUGCCUGGCCCUCCCAGCACCCCUCUGCCUGCAGCCCCUGACCAGCUCAUCUCAGAAGCAGGCUCCUGCCUCCCGGGGGUCCCAGGGCACUGCAAGCCAAGGGGGAGUGGAAGAACUGUCCCAUCCCACCAUCCUCUUGCUGAGGAGGUGCCCCCAGGCCCGCUGCCUUUCCUGCCGAGGAGGGUGCGUGUGGACAGGGCUGCUGUGAAAAGACAUUUGCAGCUUUACCAACCCCUUGAUGCCCUGCCUGACAGGUCUGUGCAGCACCCCUUGGAAAACCUGCUGACUUCUUUUUCUCUCACCUGUACACAAGCGUCCAGUGAACAUCAGUUCUUCAGGGAGAGAAAGAGAAUUUGUUUUUUGUUUUUUUUUUUACGUUGGUGUCUGUGGAUGAAAAGCUUUUUUCUCACAAAUUUCUGAUCUCUGUUGCCCCCACCCUUUUGUGUUUAUUUUUUCCCCCCUUUUGCUGGUGGAGGGCCUUCCUGGUACCUUGUGCUGGCCAGGAGCCCUGCCGUGCCCAGGAAAGGGCAAAGGACAUGACCUGGAAACCUGAGGUCUGUGGCAUUUUUUCACACAGAAAACACGGGACCUUUUUCUUCUGCCUUAGGGUGUUACGGAUGCUGCCAGUAGAAAUCUCUAUGGUGCUGUUUAGUGAUUUUUUUGUUGUUGAAACAUUUUUCCUUUAAUUGUGAAUUAUUAUAUGAUUUUUAAUUUUUUUUUUCUUCUAUAAGCAUUUCCACAACUUUCUUGUGUUUCUCUUGAGUUCCUGCUGAAUGUGUGCACAUUGUGUCCCGGAACAGAGAGCGCGUUGCAGAACCUGCAAGAUGCUGGCAGCAGCCUGGGGGGGUGGAUGCAACGCUGAGACUGUGAACUUUAGUACCCAACUUCUUUAUUUUUAAUUUUAUUUUAUUUUAUGUUUUUUGUUUUUUUUUUAAACAUUUGGAAAGAGGCGUGUUGCAGGCAUGGGCGUGUGUAUUCUGCAAGCUCAGUGCUCACAGCCUGCAGCCCAUGGGAGCAGAGUUGUCCCAUCAGCCAAGUGCUGAUGAGCUGCCCUGGGAAGGCGAGGGACUGAGUCCUGGUGCUCCCUGUCCCCUCCCUGCUUCUCUCCGAGGCUCAGCGUGGCUCUGCGCGGUGCUGGUGACCUCUAGUGACAAGCGGGUCUCUGCUGGGAGCUGGCUGUCCCCCAGCCUGGCCUGUGGAGCAGGUCCUGGUGGGACAUCACCGGGCCUGAGGUGUCUGCUGUGCCACUGUAGCCUGUCAGUUAACUAGUGAUACAUACCCACCUAUGUUAUCUAUCCUGAGAAACACUAAUCCUAGGUAAUUAGCCUGAUUAUUAAGUUGCAUGACUAGAGAUAAUAACGUCCACAGGCUCUGGCUCUCUGCAGUGGUUGGAGCCAGUGGUGCUGGGGCAGCAGUGCUGUGGGAUGGUGGGGUCCAGAAGGGACAAGCACUGAUUUUGGGGACUGGUGGAUG